Durusdinium trenchii is the source of this 660-nucleotide messenger RNA. Lineage: Eukaryota; Dinophyceae; Suessiales; Symbiodiniaceae. The record is from the annotation of a GenBank genome assembly.
AUGCACGUAAAUCGGAAAGGGCUUUAUGGACAUGUGUUUGCCAAGAGUGGCGAUAUUACUAUGUUGGUGAGCUCUGUGUUUGGCUUCCCAGACUACGAAAGCCUUUUGACGUUGAACAGCAAUGGCACCGCCCGCUUCUAUGCGGGCAUGGUGAGCAAAGAGCUUGGUGCGUGGUCGGUGAUCGAAGGUGAUCCAAAUGAAGGCGAGGAUCCGAGCGAUUUAUAUCUGGAAUGGACCCAGCCCCUCACCGACGCUUACAAGGAAGCCUUUACUGUGCCAGGUGGCACUGCCUUCUGGCGAGGGAAGCUGAACUUCCGGACUACCAAAUCCAAGAAGCAGAAGGUCUUUGUGGAGGGUGGCAUCAUUGCUUCUUGGCUUCCUUGUCAAAGGCCUGAAGGCACGAAGUUGGUGCGUGAAGGCAUUUUCUCUGCACAAACCGCCAGUGCCAAUAUGAUUGAGGAGACCCAACGCAAGGCCCGCGAGGCCUUUGCACGAGCCGUCACCACACCGAAGGCUGAGACCAGCGGCUUCAAGACUCCUGCGAGGAUCGCUGGCGCGGGUGGCACGCGCGUGAAGAAGGCCCUGCCUGGCACCUCCAUCGGUGGGAAGUUGGACAAGGGCGACCUGGACUUGCUGGAGGAUGGCCAGGGGAAGACGUGA